AUAGCCGUCCGCCACCAACGCGGCUCAUCGUGGAUGAAUUAGGCUUGAAUGCGGCGUCUUCAUAUGAUAGUGCUUAAAUUAACAAAAAACACGUCUCUAACAAACAUUAGCAAACUUGCGAGUGUUUUACGGCAGUAUAAUUCACAAGCUAACCGUUAUUGUUUGCUUUCUGUAGACGCUACUUGCAUAAAACCACGUUACAUGUCAAGUGAAGCUAAGAGACUCUGCUCAGAAAACAUGACCGUGAAAAAGAUCGGGACUCAUAACGGCACCUUCCACUGUGAUGAGGCCCUGGCCUGUUUCUUCCUCCACCAGCUACCUGAAUACAAGGAUUCUGAAAUCGUUCGGACCAGGGACCCGGCAAAGCUGGCACAGUGUGACGUUGUUGUAGAUGUGGGAGGAGAGUUUGACCCAAAGAGGCACCGAUACGACCAUCAUCAGAGGUCAUUUAAGGAGAGCUUCCAUAGCUUGUGUCCAGAGAAGCCAUGGGUGACCAAGCUCAGCUCGGCCGGCCUGGUCUACAUGCACUUCGGUCGUCAGCUGCUGGCCCAGCUGACACAGCUGAAGGAGGAUGACAAGCAGCUGGAGAUUCUGUAUGACAAGCUCUACGAGAACUUUGUGGAGGAGGUGGACGCUAUAGACAACGGCAUUUCACAGUGGGAUGGGGAGGUCCGCUACACCAUCUCCAGCAACCUGAGCGCACGUGUCGGCUCUCUGAACCCACGCUGGAACAGCAAGAGUCAGGACACUGAGGAGGGUUUCAAGAAGGCUAUGAAAAUGGUUGGGGAGGAGUUCCUGGGCAAACUGGAUUAUUACCAGUCCGCCUGGUUGCCGGCUCGUGUGGUCGUGGAGGAAGCUGUUAAGCAGAGGCAUCAGGUAGAUCCAAGUGGGGAGGUGGUGUUGUUCCAACAGGGCGGUUGUCCCUGGAAGGAGCAUCUGUUUGCCCUGGAGAAGGAGCUCCAAGUCGAGGCGCCCAUCAAGUUUGUCCUUUACCCAGACCAGAACGGACAGUGGAGGGUCCAGUGUGUUCCCGCUGGGCUCAACACCUUUGAGAACAGGCUGUCCCUGCUGGAAGAGUGGCGCGGCGUUCGAGAUGAGGCGCUGUCGGAGCUCAGCGGGAUUAAGGACUGCAUCUUCGUCCACGCCGGGGGCUUUAUUGGCGGGAACAAGACGCAGGAAGGAGCCCUGGAGAUGGCCCGGAGGACCCUGCAGGCUGCUGCCCAGUCCCCUGCAAAUGGAAGCAGCUGACCGGCCAGAGAGAACAGCACAUUUUGUUCUUGCGGUCAGUCGUUAGAGAGGAUUGCAAGGAUCGAAAUGUUAAUUUGCUAUCUUGCAGGUUGUUUGUUCCAGCCAGGGCUAAUGUUGUUUUGUCCCGUCUUGCCAGAAUGGGGAUGGUAUGGAGGUGGCAGCCAAACAACCUUGGACCAGUACCCUAAAUACGUAUAUUUCAAAAUACUCACUCUGAAUCAAAAUGUAGAUUCAUGUUAUCCUCCUCCUCUCUGCCUGUACGGUUUUGGUAUUCAUUUUCAAUAAAUGACUAUUUGGAUUAUA
Messenger RNA from Seriola dumerili (greater amberjack), 1551 nucleotides. RefSeq names its product chromosome unknown C12orf10 homolog (gene myg1). The transcript is spliced from 7 exons. The coding region runs from base 49 to 1248 and encodes 399 amino acids. The record is from RefSeq and is a predicted model, not a curated record. Gene Ontology annotation, cellular component: cytoplasm; nucleus. NCBI's taxonomy places the organism in Eukaryota, Metazoa, Chordata, Actinopteri, Carangiformes, Carangidae.